AUGAGUGAGGUCGAUGCCACUACCCAGCCCGUCGAGGCUCCUCCCGCCGAGCAGCAGGAGACUGCCGCUGCCGAGGAUACGUCCAUGAUCAAGACGACUGCGAAGACAGACCACAAGGAUAUCAAAAAGAACAACAAGUUUGACCCCAGUGUUCGGGAGGUGACGGAUGACCCCGAAGCUAUUCGCAAGCAGGUUGAAUUCUACUUUGGAGACUGGAACUUCCCCCAGGACAAGUUUAUGUGGGAAACCUGCGGCGGCUCCGAAAACAAGCCCAUGCCCAUCACUAAAAUUCACUCCUUCAAACGGAUGCGCACCUUCCAGCCCUACAGUGCCGUCGUCGCCGCCCUUCGCGACAGCAAAUUCCUUGAAAUCUCAGGCGAAGACGGGGCCGAAGUGGUGAGGCGCAAGACACCAUACAAGCCCAUGCCCGAGGGCAAGGCCAAGGCCGAGGCCGCGACUGUCUACGUCAAGGGCUUUGGGGACGAAAACCCAGAUACGCAGUUCGAUUUGGAGAGCUUCUUCGCCCAGUUUGGCGAGGUCAAGGGCCUGAAGCUACGCCGUACCAACGAGGACCUGUUCAAAGGCUCCGUCUUUGUGACGUUUGCAGAUGAGGAGGCUGCCAAAAAGUUCCUCGCUACGGAACCGAAACCUACCUGGAAGGGACACGAGUUGAAGAUGAUGACCAAAAAGGCCUACUGUGAAGAGAAGAGCGACCUCAUCCGCCAGGGAAAGAUCGAACCUAGCUCUAACGGGCCUAGGAAAUUUUUUGAGGGCAAGGAGGGCAACUCGCGACCCGGCAGAAAGGGUGGCCGUAGUCAGGAUGAUUGGAAGAAAAGGCGCGAGCACGACCAGAAAAACGGCUUCCGAGACGGACGCGGUGGACGCGGACGAGGAGGUCGCGGUGGCCGCGGUCGAGGUUUUGGUCGCGGUGGUAGGGAUGGCGGCCGUCGGGAUGAUGAACAGGUCAAGGACGCCACAUACUCCGAGAGUGCUCCCGAAACAAAGGAAUCCAACGGAAAGCGAGCUCGGGAGGAGGAUGCUACUGGCAGUGAGGAGCCUGCGGCCAAAAAGGUCGAUGCCGGGGAGAAGGCGGGGGCAUAA
Molecule: messenger RNA, 1101 nt
Organism: Metarhizium album ARSEF 1941
Lineage: Eukaryota; Fungi; Ascomycota; Sordariomycetes; Hypocreales; Clavicipitaceae
Product: RNA-binding La domain protein
Exons: 3
Coding region: 1-1101 (366 amino acids)
Biological process (GO): RNA processing
Cellular component (GO): nucleus
Molecular function (GO): mRNA binding
Source: RefSeq, a predicted model, not a curated record